CAGCGCCGGCGGCGUCCCGCGCGGGGUGGGGCGGGACUCGGUGUCCCAGAGAGCCGCGCGCGGGGCCACGAAGCCGCGUCCGCCCUCGCCGCCGCCGCCGUCGCCGCCGUUCCGCGGGCUGGAAGGCCCGGGCGUCCCCGGGCGAACGGAGGCUGCGGGUGGGAGCCUUCGCGGGCGCUGCGGAGCGGGCCGGGGGAGGCCGGGAUGGAGCCCCGCGGAGUGGACUGACGCGAGCGGGCCGGUUCCGAGCCUCCCGCGGGACCUCGGCGCCUCCCGGGCCGCGGACGGAUGGUGCGAGGGCGGCGCGGCCAUGGCUCACCUCAGGGGAUUCGCCACCCAGCACUCGCGAGUGGACCCCGAAGAGCUCUUCACCAAGCUCGACCGCAUCGGCAAGGGCUCGUUCGGGGAGGUGUACAAGGGCAUCGACAACCACACCAAGGAGGUGGUGGCCAUCAAGAUCAUUGACCUGGAGGAGGCUGAGGACGAGAUCGAGGACAUCCAGCAAGAGAUCACCGUGCUCAGCCAGUGCGACAGCCCCUAUAUCACCCGCUACUUCGGCUCCUACCUGAAGAGCACCAAGCUGUGGAUUAUCAUGGAGUACCUGGGUGGCGGCUCCGCAUUGGACCUGCUUAAACCGGGCCCCCUGGAGGAGACCUACAUCGCCACCAUCCUGCGGGAGAUUCUGAAAGGGCUGGAUUAUCUGCACUCGGAACGCAAGAUCCACCGGGACAUCAAAGCUGCCAACGUGCUGCUCUCGGAGCAGGGCGACGUGAAGCUGGCGGACUUUGGGGUGGCCGGGCAGCUCACGGACACGCAGAUCAAGAGGAACACCUUCGUGGGCACCCCCUUCUGGAUGGCGCCUGAGGUCAUCAAGCAGUCGGCCUAUGACUUCAAGGCUGACAUCUGGUCCCUGGGGAUCACGGCCAUCGAGCUGGCCAAGGGGGAGCCUCCGAACUCCGACCUGCACCCCAUGCGUGUGCUGUUCCUGAUUCCCAAGAACAGCCCGCCGACGCUGGAGGGCCACCACAGCAAGCCCUUCAAGGAGUUCGUGGAGGCCUGCCUCAACAAGGACCCCCGCUUCCGGCCCACUGCCAAGGAGCUGCUCAAGCACAAGUUCAUCACGCGCUACACCAAGAAGACCUCCUUCCUCACGGAGCUCAUAGACCGCUACAAGCGCUGGAAGUCUGAGGGGCACGGCGAGGAGUCCAGCUCUGAGGACUCUGACAUUGACGGCGAGGCUGAGGACGGGGAGCAGGGCCCCAUCUGGACGUUCCCCCCCACCAUCCGGCCGAGUCCACACAGCAAGCUGCACAAGGGCACGGCCCUGCACGGCUCACAGAAGCCCGUGGAGCCCGUCAAGAGGCAGCCGCGGUCCCAGUGCCUGUCCACGCUGGUCCGGCCCGUCUUCGGAGAGCUCAGAGAGAAGUACAAGCAGAGCGGCGGGCGCGUGGGGGCGCUGGAGGAGCUGGAGAACGCCUUCAGCCUGGCCGAGGAGGCCUGCCCCGGCAUCUCCGACACGCUGAUGGUGCACCUGGUGGAGCGUGUACAGAGGUUUUCACACAGCAGAAACCACCUGACGUCGACCCGCUGAGACUGCUGCUCACAGUGGGGACGGGGCCUGCGUCUUGGUCCUGAGAACUGUGCUGACCCGGGAGGCCUGCGAGCCGUCAGAGCCCGGGCCUCGCGAGCCGGGUCACGGUCCCCUUCCUUGCAGUGUGCUGUCCUACCCGCCCGCUUCCACCUCCCCCUCGCGGCCCAUCUGAAGCGAUGCCUGACGGCAGAGCCCCCAGAGGACCACGCAGCCAUGUGGCCCGGUCUCCUCAGCAUCCCUUGGGAGCUGGGCCUGGCCCCUCUGUGGACUGGGGCGCCCCACCAAGGGGCAGAGCAGUGUCGGGGCAGCUCUGCCUCUUUGCCGCGACACUGGGGUGGGGCACGGGGCGGCCCCCAGAGGAGCACCCCAGCCGGGUCCUCCUCACCCCGCCCGCUGUCCUCACGUUGGCCCAAGAUGGUCAUAGAUUUCGCCUUGUGGUGUCAGAUCAGGUACUGUGUCUGCUCAUGAGUAUUUGUGUCAUCCAGAAUGUUUUGUUUUUUACGAAAAGUGAGCUUGUUUCCUUAAGUAUUCUGAGGUUGUUAGUUUUCGUAGAACGUUGAGAGGCCCCGGCCACUUUCAAUAAAGACCUGACUUGGA
Propithecus coquereli (Coquerel's sifaka) is the source of this 2188-nucleotide messenger RNA. RefSeq names its product serine/threonine kinase 25 (gene STK25). The coding region runs from base 311 to 1591 and encodes 426 amino acids. Gene Ontology annotation, biological process: protein phosphorylation. Lineage: Eukaryota; Metazoa; Chordata; Mammalia; Primates; Indriidae. The transcript has 12 exons. The record is from RefSeq and is a predicted model, not a curated record. Gene Ontology annotation, molecular function: ATP binding; protein kinase activity.